AUUGAAAGUGGAGACAUGUCGGGACAUGUACAGGACGCUAUAGAGAGAAACGGGCGCUGUGCGGAUCUCACUACAGCGCGUCUUCAGUAAACAGGAAAGUGUGAUUUAGCAAUUUACCAACAUUUUAUGGACAAAGGCAUUUUUUACUGCCAUGGAUUGCUUAGAAAACCAGUAUUUCUACAACGGUGAAUGCCGCACGUGCCAUCAAUGUGGACCGGGGCUGGAGUUGUCUGAAGAGUGUGGUUAUGGGAGUGGAGGAAAUGCCCACUGCAUCCACUGCGGUGUCAGGUCUUACAAAGCGGACUGGGGUCAUCACAACUGCAAAAUCUGUUUGUCAUGCAAGCAACUCAACAGACAGCAGAUUCUCCUUUGCACUGCCAGAAGAAACACAGUUUGUGGAAACUGUUUACCAGGAUUUUACAGUAAGACACGAAUAGAUGGACUGCAGGACUUGGAAUGCAUGCCCUGUGGUACCACAUCUGGUACUGAAAGUCAAUGUACUCGAGACAAACUAAUCGGUACGGGCAUGAAUGGCAAUGCAGAGAGCUCACCUGAGCAUGAUGUGGCUGCCAGGGCCAUGUGUGGGGCGGUAGUUACCAUGGCGAUCGUUUUAUCAUUACUUUUGUUGGUAUGCUUCUGGCAUGCCUUCCUUAAGAAGAUGUUUAAAGUAUGCCGAGAACCACAACACCACAGUAAGGAUUCAGCAGUUAUCAGCAAUGGGGAAGCUUUGGUCUUGGACGUGGAGAAAGAUGUGCAGUUAUCAGGCUGCCUACCAGUUUCGGAAGAUUCUGCGACUGCGGAUAUUCCUGUUGCCCUGAAGUCCAUUCUGCAGACCAGAGGCGUUCUGGAAGUCACUGAAACCUCAAUCCAAAGCUGUUCCCUGGAUUUACAGCCUCUGAUGAGAAAUUCCACCUGCAGCCAGUGCUCAACACAGUCUGUCGGUCACAGGUCCUGUGACUCCUCUGACAGCAGAGACCGUUUUACAGAAGAGUGUCCCUCACUGUUCAAGACAGAUAACCAGUACUGUGCAUCUGAUCAGCAGGGGAGGCACUGGCAUGCCCCAAUAGAAUGCACAGAAUUGGAUUUCCGGAGCGACAUUGUCCCCGAUAGGAGUCCCACACACGCGGUGAUUAGCACGCCGACAGGAUUCGCAGAGGCUGACUCUGAAGGUGUCUCCGAGGUGCGGCUGAAGAGUGGCCUGAACACCAAUCAGCAAGUCGGCAGCGGCAGUUUCAGACGUGGUAUCUGACGUACUGACCCUAACUCUGAAGACAUGUGCAAAAAUGCAAGUUAUCAACCUGGGCAGCAAAACAGAGUCUUUGGCCUUGUGGAAGACCUUUAACUGCCUAGAGAGAAGAAUUACCAGCCUGUGACUUUGGAUUUGGCCUUUUCUCCUGGAAGUACUGCAUCAUUUGAGGGGGUUUCUGUCAUGUGUUUUAAUAUUUCUGCUCCUUUGCCCUGCAUAUGGUGCCUGACCUCAUCAACACCUACUACAACCUACAAAGGUUUGACACACCCCUUAUACUCUGUGAAUCUGCAAGCAGAGCCAGCUCACGUACGAUGCGCCAACACUGUGAAAACCAACACUGCCUAGAGGGUUGUGGUGGGAUAUGAAGGUCAUUAUUAUGUAUGAAUUAAAGAAGCAGAUGUAGCAUCGAGUCACCUGAUUUGAAAUGUUUACCUUUUUAUAUAAACUAAAUUUCUAGAAAAUAGUGGAGCAAACCUACAAUGGACCAGCUCGUGAUGAUAGAGUACAAUGUCCUGGUCUAUUUUGUUGGAUGCUAACGGAAUUGAGGCAGAAAUUAUAUUGUGCGAAUUGCUGCAGUGACAAUGCUUAAUGCAUUUUUAUGUGUUUUAUGCAAUACCCUGACAAAUCCAUAUGUUCAAUUGAUCAUGUUGAUCAUGUUCUGAGACAUCUUUAGUGUACACUGCCUGUGUGCUGUACACUACUUGUACUGAAAGUAAUUUGAAAAUCACUUUUUCUCUAUUCAUUUUUCAGUUUGUCUUUGCAGAAAACUGGCUUAUGAUAAUAGUCUAAAAUCCUUUGGUCAGUAAAUUGUCUUCAAAACAAUUGCCAAUAAUGGUUACUAUUUUUAAUGCUUUUUAUCACUUAGUCAGCUAUUACGGUAGUUGUUUCUUUUUCCAUGCAGCUUAGUGAUUAUAAUAUAGGACAGUAAUGCAGGAAGGAGGCUGCAUAUGCAGUUCUUACAUCUACCGUGUGUCAUUUGUCUGAAGGGAAUGACCAUAUCCAAAAACAAACAGGCAGAAAAGUAGGUUUAAAACAAAAAAAAAAGUAUUCAUGAAAAAUCUUCUGCUUCUCAGUUUUAUUUACCUCAGCAUCACCGGAUUCAUUUGUUUAUUCUAACUCAUCAGUAGGUGCAUUUUCAGGGGUUAUCAAUCAUUACUGCCAUACAGUAGAUCCUAUUCCCCCAUUGUGAUGACACUACUAUCAUGUUUAUAUUUGUAUUUUUGAAACAUUUGUAUGCCUUCUUGUUGUAUUUGUUGUUUGUUGUAUGAAUUCAUUAUAUUUUCAUACAGGU
Molecule: messenger RNA, 2540 nt
Organism: Brienomyrus brachyistius
Lineage: Eukaryota; Metazoa; Chordata; Actinopteri; Osteoglossiformes; Mormyridae
Gene: eda2r
Product: ectodysplasin A2 receptor
Exons: 9
Coding region: 152-1249 (365 amino acids)
Biological process (GO): positive regulation of canonical NF-kappaB signal transduction; positive regulation of JNK cascade
Cellular component (GO): plasma membrane
Molecular function (GO): protein binding; signaling receptor activity
Source: RefSeq, a predicted model, not a curated record